GUAAAAUGCUUUUUUUCAAAAAUAAAAAUACAAGGCUAUCUGGAUCAAGCCCAUAACCAGUCCGCUUGCUUUCAACCUCUGAUCUGAAUCUAACCAAGGACACGUGAACUUAGCAGCUGAUUUCUUCAUCAGCGGCUUCUCAGUGCAUUUCAUGGAUGAAACCGACUUUCGUCAACAAAUACAAGUAUACACCUAAAUUUUCGUUUCGUUGAACCAUGUCUUCUUCUUCUACCGGUGGAUUGUUCCGACGUUCCUCCUUACCGACUACUAAUCCCGCGACCUCUGACAGUCAGGAAUCUACUCCAGGAACGCCAGUUCCUUCGGGUGGACAGAAGAGCAAAAAGGAAUGUUUUGUUUUUGAACCGCAGCAGUGGCGGCGGACUGUGUGUAAAAACUGCUUCCGAACACAACCAGAACAUAGACUGUCGACAGGAAAGGACGAUGGUCCCGGUGGGCCGAAUGUGGUUCUUCGACGGACAGAUAGUAUACCGUCUCAGUCAUCCAAUCCGACCGCUACACAGCACGCUCAAUCCGAUGUUGGCGCGGAUUCGACCAGCAGGCAUUCAGAACACAAAACCGCCACUGGGCGGGAUAACGGUCGUAACGGAACUGCCUCAUCCGGAAAUGCGGCGCGUGCAACGGCUCGUAAGCUGGCAUCUGGACAGAGAGUGGGCGAUGAACAUCGUUCUCAAACCAGUACUAUCGGCGAAUCACGACGCACAGGGACCAACAGCUCCGGGACAUCAGCCAGCACCGCCACUGGUAUCUACUCCUCUGCCUCCAGUAUUGAUGCCCGAUAUAUUGAAGAGUUGGAGAAUGACUUUUUUGCCCUCGAAGACAAACACGAUGCUCUGCUGCGGGAACGAGAACUGCUUGCUUCGGAGCUGGAGACAAAAGUACGAAUGGUGGCCGACUUACAAUCCACACUAGAACAAUAUCGAGAAAAGGUAACGCUACUCGAACGGCGCUGCAUACAUAUGGAAGAAGAGAUCAAAAGUUAUCGCGAACGCCUUCGUUUACCAGAAAGCGAUCAGAGCCCACCUUCACACGACCGCCUGCCUACAGACGGGCAGGGUGACGGCACAUCGAAUGGAGCAGGAAUGGGUGACUUGGCCUGCAGCGGUGAGCUGCAACAACGUCUGAACGAGGUGGAACAGCUGUGCCAAGAGGUGAUGGAGGAGAACGAACAGCUCAAAGAAGAGGUUGAAGAAAUGCAGCGCGAGAUAGAGGAAAUGCACGAUCAUUUUCAGGAGGACGAUAGAGAUGCUAUGCGGGAGCUUCAACGUGACCUUGAAGCAGCAAACAAGACAUGUCGCAUACUUCAGUUCAAACUACGCAAAGCAGAACGUCGCUUUGAGCAAUGCGAGUCGGAAAGGGCGAAUCUGGAAGAACGAUUGGCGCGGCUAGAGGCCGAAUUGUACAGUGAAGCAGACGUAGCCCACAUUAGAAAUCUUGAGGAGGAGAUUCGAGUGGCCAAAGAAGUUGGCGUUCGCCUAAACAAUGAACUGGACAUUUUGGAUGAAAAACGUGCAUUCUACGAACAGGAGAACCACCAGUUGAAAGAAGAGCUCCAAGCUUGUCACAAUCGGCGGAUUGCGGUGGAAAAUGAACUCGGACGGCUAAAACUUGAAGCUGAAAAACUCAAAGCCGAACAGGGUAUCCUUGAUAAAGGCCCCUUGCAAGUUACGGACCGAAGUAGAUCCCGACAAACAAACUCAAGACCCUCCCUUUCUCGCGAAGCAUCUUUUGAGGAGCAACAACUCCAGCGGGAACUGGAUGCCUCUAGGGAAAGGGAAACGGACCUGUCAGAACAACUGCGUUUCGCAGAGGAAGAAGUCAGAAAAAUGAAACGGCGUGUUAAAGAAUCACAAGUUGAGAAUGAAUUGCUUUCGAAGAAGCUGGAGCGACUUUACACUACUCAGCCAAAGGAUCCCUUCCAGUUCGGUCAGACGGUUCGUUCAGCCUCUGCUGGAGCUCAGCCACGAACCCCCAGCGAAUCAUCUCAGACACCUGACAAUACCGCUGGAGAUGGUUCAGUUGGAAACGGGAUGAAAUCAUCACCAGGCCAAAUGGAAACAGAGUUAACGGCUACCCGGCGACAGUUGAACUUGGUUGAAGAAGAAAACCUGGGAUUACGGCGCAAAAUUCUCGCUUAUGAACGCGACCUAACAGCAGCCCAGGGGAGGUUACAGCGCACAGGACCUAGCCGUAUUACUGGGUCCCCACAGUUAGAUUCACAGGAACUAGACAGUUUGCGGAAUCAACUUAACUUGAUUCAAGAUCAUCUCGCACGUAUGGAACACGAAAGAGAUCGGCUAGAAAGCGAAAACCAAAGGCUCAGAUGCACAGAAGGAGACAGCCGACGUUCUACUGUGGACAGCAGUGCUGGAAUGGAAGCUUUGGUACGAGAGAAUGAAGCGAUUAAGAGCAAGCUGAAGGAAGGAGACAGGCGACUACGUCACCUUGCACGUGAAGUUGCUCUCAUUGGAUCAAUCGAACGGGACCAUGAGUGGAUAGAAAAAUACAAUGAUGCGAGAGAAACCAUAAAAGAACAGGAAAUACAGCUUUCUCGAUCGAAGAAACGUGUGGCCGAAUUGCAAGAUGAAAACGCACGUUUACGCGCCGAUGAACGAAAAGUAGAACAACGCUCACGGAGGGCGCAAGAGAAGGGUAGUUCCACUCCACACAUGAGUCGAGAAGCACUGGCUCACGAGAUCAAAUCUUUAGAAGAAGAGCUGGACGAGGUGACAGCCGACUUGACUGCCGCCCGAGAACAGGCCUGCACGGCCCAACUACGCGUGACCUACCUCGAAGACAAUAAUAAUGAACUACGUGCCGAGGCAGAACGACGAGAACGUGAACUGGUUUCCUACAUCUUCCACUUGGAGAACAAGAAUCAAGUCCUGACAAACCUGUUGAACAUUCUCCAAGAUCGAUCCGAUGGGCUACAAAAUGAAUUGGAUCGACUGCUGAAUCCUAGACCCCCGGAAGAGUUUAUGGAAGCCAGUCAAGCGAGUGGAAUCAGUACAGCCAGCAUGGGGAGUGAUGACGUUUUCGGCGAGCAGACUGAGGGAAACAAGAAUGACAUAGAGCGUCAACUCCGAUCCAGGAUUUUAUGCUUGGAGCGAAUGUUGAAGGAAGAAAAAUGUCGAAGUGAAUCAGCAGAGACUCAACUACAGAAAGCAGUGAAGGAGAGUACUGCACAGGCUUCUAUCUCCGAGUCGCAACUGAAGUCCAAACAGUUGGAAUUGCUCAAGAAAGAGCUUGAUGAAAAGGAUGAACUUUUGGAGGCCAAGGAGGAACAAGUUGCAGACCUCAAGUCCCGUAUCGAUCAGUCACGCAAGAUGAACGAUGCCUUGCGUGCUCUGAUGGAAAAGGAACCUGAUUCUGAAAAGCAGUCCACCAUUCAAAACACAGAAGCGCAAGUCGAGAUCGUCAGUUACCGCAAAGAGAUUGAAAGUGCCCGCAAAGAAAUGCAAAUCCUGCGAAAUAACUUGGCGCAAGCCGAAAAGAUACGUGAACGCCUACUCAAUGACAACAGAGAGUUACAAGAGGAGCUCAAAUUACGUGAAGACUCAAUCUUUGAUCAGGACGAUGAACUGGAGAAACGGCAUGCUGAAAUCCGGGCGCUCAAAACAGCAAUGGAAACAUUACAGAAGGAGCUGGAACAAACCAAACGUGAUUUGACCUCGGCAAAGACUCGUGACACACCUGGGUCAUCGGGGCGCCUUAGUGCACAGAUUGCACAAAAUGAGAAAAUUCGAGCUGAGCUUCACGAAACCACCAGAGAGUUGAACGAACUGAAACUGAAGUUUGAUGAGUUCAAGCGUGCCUCCGAACUAAACGAAGAACGUCUCUCACAACUCUCCACUGACCACAGCCAAAUGCGUAACGCUUUGCAAGAGAAAGAUUCCAUAAUUAUCGAACUGAAUAGAGCUUUGCAAAAGAGCGCGGAAGAAGUGAGCCAAUGCAAAAUGUUCGGACAAACCUCGCAAAUGGAAAAGGUCACCUUGGAACGACAGCUAACGGAAGUCAAAAAUGCCUUACACACAAAAGAGCAAGAAUUGGCGGCGCUACAAACAAAACUUACUGAGGCGACAGACAGCGUGCGUAGCACAACUGCUGAGCGUUUGGGAAGCUCUCAGGAGAGCGGAAUUGGUGGGGAAAGCCCGAGCAGUCGUGAUGGUACCCUUAGUCGGCGUAGUGCUGAAGUUGAUCGUCUCCGACGUGAAUUGUCCAUGAUGCGGCGGGAGCGUGAUGAUUUGGUUGCUGAGGUGAAGCGACUCCGGACAAAACUGGAGAAGAGGCAUGCUGUUGAAAUGAGUGGAACAAAGGACACAAACGUAAGCGGUCUCGUUGGGUUACCCAGUGGGAAUGCAUAUGUCAAAGCGAUUGCCGCACAACAGAGCACAACUAAAAUCACUCUACUUAACGAACACAUCACUUCACUGAAUCGCACCAUUGUGGAACUAAAACUUCAAAAUGAAUCGUUACAAAACCAAGUUAUCGAUUAUCAGCGACGAUACCGUAGCGUCAAGGAGCAAUACGAGGGUGAGCAAGAGGCUUGGCUAACGGAGCGUGUGGUCUUGGAAUCAAAGGCAAAAGAGCAAGAGGACAGAAAACUAACGAUCGCAAGCACGAGGAAACUACUCCAAGAGAUGACUACAAAGCUCUUUGAGUUGGAAACGUCGUCCGAGAAAAAGUAUCAGGAGUUGCAGGGAGCGUAUGAAAAAUUGGAAAACGAAAAAGCCAGUUUAGAGCUCAAGCUCGCCCAGUUUGAGGAUCAACAGAAGCUUCCAAAAGUCCUUCAGCGUUUCAGCACCAACACUACAGCCUCCAGACCUGGCGGGGUUUUGGCUGCGCAGUCACGCAACUCGGUCGGGGAAAACAAAGAUGUAACCAGACGAAUGGAAAGCGCAGAGAAGAUGGUGGCAAAGUUGCGCGCUGAGAUCGUAAAACUCCAAGGUGCUAGGGAACAGGAACAGUGUGCAGCAUUGAAGGAUGCUGAAAGCGCUCGUCUUGCCGUUGAGCAAGAGUUGGAAGAUCUGCGCGAUCGAAUGGUCACAAUGGAAUGCUACAGGCAACAAGCAGAACUAUUUCGCCAUCGUCAUUUCGAAGUGGAAGAACGGGCCGAAAGGGAAUUCAAAAUUUGGCAAGAGGAACGCGAACAUUUGCUAUAUCGCGCCGAAGAGGCAAGGGCUAACAUCGAACAGUGGUGUUUGCAACUGCAGUACCGAGUGGACAGUGAUACGGAAAAAGCUGAAGAUGUGGUCAACGAAGUGCUCAAACAGAUGGACAAAUGGCGGUCGAGUAAAGGAAAGGUACCCUGUUUGAAGCGUCGAGACAGCAAUGAGUUUGAAGGUAUGAUCGAAUCCCUAUAUUCAUUCGAUGGAGCGGGUGCUUCUUUGGGUCUAGGAAGUGUACCAUCCAGUCCAGCUACCGGAAUUCUCCGAACCGGCCCCGGUCUGGGCUCUUCCAACAUCUCAUCGUUCACUGGAAUUCGAGGACAAGCCCAACGGUCCACAUCAAUGGAAUGGGGCAAUGGACGAUCAGCCCUGGCCUCUGGUGUAGUUUUGCCUGGGCCGCAAGCUACUCAAUAUCGAGAGAGCAGUCUCGGUGUUGGGGGGCAUGUCGGUUCAGGGUAUUACGGUGGUAACCUUCGUGGAAGUGCGAUGAGCUUGGCUAUGGGAACUGGCGUCGGUGGAGGCAGUAACUAUAGUCUAAUGAUGGCCAACCGUUGUGGACGAUCAGUGUCGCCGGAGGUUUCUGUUCGUAAGGUAUCGAAUUAUCCCGACCCAACCCCAGGAUUCCUUGUGCGUCCAACUUCUCGUCAAGGAUCUAAUGACAGUCUUUCGAGCGUCGGGGACUACACGCAGCGUUCGUUUACGCUACCAGGUAAACCUCCUGUUCGAAGCAUAAUUUCACCCGCACGUAAAAAGUUUUUCGAAGAUACCUCUUCCGUACCAGUGACAAUAAGUUCAAGGAUGUCUCAGCCACCGGAUGAGAUACCAAGCUCCGAAGACAGGCAACUAACUUCAGAGAAAUCGCACAUGGAGCCAUUGACAAAGACCCCAGACGACCUAUGUACUUCAGAGAAGCUCUCUUCGAAACCACCGCCAGCUGUGAAGUCCGGAACCCCGGAGAAAACGAAGUCUUCUUUGGCCGACAGAUUUGUCAAAUGGUCUUCAUAUGGAUCUAAGUCAGGUAGCAAAACUUCUCUCAAUGAACUGGGCAAGGAAUCUGGGACCAGUAAAAAGCACAGCAAAAAAUCCGAGGAAGAACGGAAAAAGGUCGCAGCAUCCCCCGAGCGGGCUGCUCACAAGUUGUCUUCUUGUGAGAAAUCUUUCGCCGAGGACACAGAAUCAGGUGGUAAAUAUAUCCGGAGCAAAGUCUGCAGCGUGCCACCGACAUCAGAAAGUUCUAGUAACAGCGGUAUUGGCGGCAGCACCAGUGCAACCACUCAAGCUUCCACUUCAAAGCCCAUCAAAAGAUCUGGUUCUGUAUCCACAAUAUCGCCCGCAAUCAUGGCACUCAGACAAAAGUUUUCUGGUGGCUCAAAAUCCUGAUCAACUUCCGGAUCGACUUACCAAAUGCUCUCGCAGGCGCUUUAGCCCUUAGACAAACACAACCAGGUGUGGUUGUAUACCCCCUUUCAAUAAUGCGCCCUUGUUCUACGUUUGUUUCUCAUUUUUGUUCGUUUCAAUAUUUGAAAUGUAAAUUCGUUCCGGUCGUUUAUUAGUCUUUUUUAUAUAUUCAAAUGCUGAGUUUGACCUUGGGUUACACUCAGUGCACCUGGUGCAAUUUUCUGAAGUAUCCCAUGAAAAUGAAUACACUUCCGAUGAAGCAAAUAUAUCAA
Molecule: messenger RNA, 6856 nt
Organism: Opisthorchis viverrini
Lineage: Eukaryota; Metazoa; Platyhelminthes; Trematoda; Opisthorchiida; Opisthorchiidae
Exons: 29
Coding region: 216-6566 (2116 amino acids)
Source: RefSeq, a predicted model, not a curated record